Molecule: messenger RNA, 228 nt
Organism: Sparassis crispa
Lineage: Eukaryota; Fungi; Basidiomycota; Agaricomycetes; Polyporales; Sparassidaceae
Exons: 1
Coding region: 1-228 (75 amino acids)
Source: RefSeq, a predicted model, not a curated record
AUGGUGGCGGCAUUUCGUGCGUGCGCUUCCGGCGGCGCGACGACGGUGGACAUUCUCCGCUCCCAGGCGAUCAAGCUCUCAAGUGACCUCGCGCGCGUUCUGCGAUGGCGUCCUCAAGCUGUAACGCUCGUUACGAGCUCGUUCCUCACCAAGAUCGUCCAGACGCGCCUCGCUGAUCCUUCCCAGACGCGUGCGCGCCGAGCGCUCGAAUCUCGAAACGCGGCAUAA